AUGGUCGCCAUGAAAUCUACUACCCUUGCCACUGUGGCCUUUCUUGCCGGGGCUGCACAGGCUGGCGCGCCCGUCCACUACAUCACUUCCUAUGGAGACGGAGGGCUCUAUCGCUACCGCGUUGAAUGCAACGCAUACCGCGACUCGUACUGCCAGGAAUUCGUCCAUGCCUUGAACUCUGCUGCUUGCGGCAGCUUCCAGCACAAUUGGCAGGCAUAUCAGUCCGGCAGCGAUUACGUCUUCGAUGUCAGCGUUAUUGCCGGAUCUGGUGGGGCUGCUUCCAUCACUUGUGCCAUCAACUCAGUCACUGGACAGGGGGCUUACGUCAUCCCAUUAGGAACGUGUGCGCAUCGAAUUCCCAGUCUGCCGCGCGAGUCGUUUGCUCAUUUUCUGAACAAGACUUCACCCGAGGAUGAUAUAUCUUGCGAGCAGUUUGAAAGCGAUUUGAUCAUGCUGACGGCAGAUUCGCCGCGCUGGCAACACGCCGCGCAAAACAUCGUUUUGAUUGUCCUCAGCAUUGCAUUUCAGCCAUUGGAUCUCGUCCUUCUAUUCCUGGCCUACACAUGGAGCACACUCUCAAGAAUACAAAAUGAUUUUUCACAAACGCAAAAGCCUCACGCGGUCCCGUCUGAACCAUGCACCAUCCUCGUAACGGGGGUCAGUAUGACCAAAGGAUUGACGCUGGCGAGAGUGUUUCACCGAGCAGGACAUCGUGUGAUCGGCGCAGACUCCAGUUCAGAAGCAUGUGGCGGUAUGUCGAAUUGUGUAGACGUGUUCUACCAACUGAAAGCGCCUACCGUCGAUCAGGGUGCCACCGCCUACAUCGAAAGCCUACUUGACAUUAUCCUCAAGGAGAAGGUAGACCUUUGGGUAUCCUGCUCAGGCGUUGCUUCGGCUGCGGAGGAUGGUGAGGCUAUGGAGAUCAUCGAAGCCCGAAGCAAAUGCCGCGCCGUUCAAUUCAAUCUCGAGAUGACGAAGACUCUUCAUGAGAAAGGCACCUUUAUUGAAUAUGUACGCAAGCUGGGUCUCACAGUGCCUGAAACGCAUAUCGUCACCAGUAGUUCGGCCGCGGAAGGCAUUCUCCGAGAUGCGCCAUCAGGAAGAAAGUUCAUCAUGAAGCCCAUUGGUGUCGAUGAUUCAAAGCGGGCAGAUAUGACUCCGCUACCCAAGGAUUCACCAGAGCAGACCAGCAAGCAUCUCGCAAGACUUGGUCUUGCAGAGAGCUCUCCGUUCAUCAUACAGCAGUUCAUCCAAGGGCCCGAGUUCUGUACACAUGCUCUGGUAGUACGUGGUGAGGUCAAGGUCUUUGUCGCCUGUCCUUCUGCCGAGCUGUUGAUGCACUAUGAAGCGCUCCCGCCGAAUUCGCCUUUGAGCAAAGCCAUGCUCAACUUCACCAAGAAGCUGGCGUUGAAUAGCGGAAAAGACUUUACUGGGCAUUUGUCGUUCGACUUCCUCAUCGAGGACACAACGCCUGCCGAUCCCGAUGAUAUCACUCUGUACCCCAUCGAAUGCAAUCCCCGCGCCCAUACAGCUGUGGUCCUCUUCAGCCAGACAAUCGAUAUGGCAGCUGCAUAUCUCAAUGUCCUUCCCGGUCGGAAAGAGGCGACCGAUUCGAAUCAAAUCGUCGUGCCGUUUCGUCCUCGAAAAUACUAUUGGAUCGGGCAUGAUCUUUUAGGUUUGGUCGCCACUAAUUGCACGAGGGCGAAGAUCUCCGAAGUUUGGGAACACGUAUCUCUCUGGCACGAUGGGACAUUUGAGUUCGCAGAUCCAUUACCUUGGUUCUGGCUUUAUCAUAUCUACUGGCCAUCGCGCUUUCUGGAAUGCUUGACCUCUGGCACGAAAUGGUCCAGGAUCAAUGUCAGCACCGGAAAGAUAUUCGAGUGCUGA
Molecule: messenger RNA, 1887 nt
Organism: Dissoconium aciculare CBS 342.82
Lineage: Eukaryota; Fungi; Ascomycota; Dothideomycetes; Mycosphaerellales; Dissoconiaceae
Exons: 5
Coding region: 1-1887 (628 amino acids)
Molecular function (GO): ATP binding; metal ion binding
Source: RefSeq, a predicted model, not a curated record